Messenger RNA from Camelus dromedarius (Arabian camel), 4188 nucleotides. It is a transcript of the gene ARVCF, whose product is annotated as ARVCF delta catenin family member. Gene Ontology annotation, biological process: cell-cell junction assembly; cell-cell adhesion. The transcript is spliced from 19 exons. Gene Ontology annotation, molecular function: cadherin binding. Gene Ontology annotation, cellular component: nucleus; cytoplasm; adherens junction. The coding region runs from base 572 to 3469 and encodes 965 amino acids. Lineage: Eukaryota; Metazoa; Chordata; Mammalia; Artiodactyla; Camelidae. The record is from RefSeq and is a predicted model, not a curated record.
GUGCAGGAUCCUUGGCCAAGCAGGGGACCUUUGAGCCUGCAGACCAGCUCUGAGGGGGUGUUGAGAAGGGCUACCUAAGACAGGUACCCCUGCUUUCUUGGCACAAAUCCCAUCACUGGUUGUACCUUCAUAUCUCAAGCCUAUCCAUCUGUCUGUCCACUGCCCAAGGGCUCUUGCCAGGCUCUGCCUCCCCACCCCACCCCCCAUCCAUAUGCUUCUGCUGAGACAAGACGCUCUGGGGACGGAGACCCUGCUGCAGGUCCCAUCACCACCCUGCAUGCCCCAGACCCUCCCAGUCCCCUGUUCCCACCCUCCUCCUCCUGCAGGAAGCUCCCUCUGGCCCCCUCCCUGCUGCAGCCCUGCAGAUGCCCUCCCCUCAACCGCCACCACUUACUGGUGUUGACUACUGGCCCUCCUCUGCAUUUGUGGAGUUCUGGGCCUGCUGGAGUCCCACAAGGUGGAAGCCACAUUCUUCCCAUGGCCACACAUCCCCAUCUGGGACGUGGAGCGGGCAGGAUGGGUGUCCAGACAUGCUGAUCUCACCUCAAGACAGCCAGCCAGCAUCCUGGUCAUGGAGGACUGCAGUGUGCACUCGGCUGCCAGCAUCCUGGCCUCGGUGAAGGAGCAGGAGGCGCGCUUCGAGCGGCUGACUCGGGCGCUGGAGCAGGAGCGGCGCCAUGUGGCCCUGCAGCUGGAGCGCACCCAGCAGCCUGGCGUGGGCAGUGGUGGCAUGGGCAGUGGGCAGCCCCUGCCGAUGGCCUGGCAACAGCUUGUCCUACAGGAGCAGAGCCCGGGCAGCCAGGCCUCGCUGGCCACCAUGCCAGAGGCGCCCGAGGUGCUGGAGGAGACAGUGACGGUAGAGGAGGAUCCUGGCACCCCUACCUCCCACGUGUCCAUCGUCACGUCAGAGGACGGCACCACCCGUCGCACUGAGACCAAGGUCACCAAGACGGUCAAGACGGUGACCACACGAACAGUGCGCCAGGUACCUGUGGGCCCAGAUGGCCUCCCCUUGCUGGAUGGCGGCCCGCCGCUGGGCCCCUUCACCGACGGCCCCCUGGACCGGCACUUCCUGCUGCGUGGGGGCGGCCCUUCUGCCACGCUCUCCCGUGCCUGCAUCAGCAGUGGGGGCGGCUUUCCCGAUGAGCCCCGUGAUGUCCCCAGUUACGGCAGCCUGUCCCGUGGGCUGGGCGUGCGGCCCCCCCGUGGAGGCCUCCAUGGCCCAGGUCCCAGCGAUGGCUGCUUCACGCUGCCUGGCCGCCGGGAGGCCUUCCCUGCAGGCCCUGAGCCUGUGCCGCCCGCCGGCCGCUCCCAGCCUGAGCGGUUCCAGGCAGAGCCGUAUGGCUUGGAGGACGACACUCGCAGCCUGGCUCCUGAGGAUGAGGGUGGCCCGGAGCUGGAGCCUGACUACAGCACAGCCACAAGGAGAAGGCCGGACUGUGGGCGAGGCCUUCGGACCAGGGCCUACGAGGACGUGGUGGAUGAUGGUGGAGAGAUGAUGGAGGAGCGGCCCCCAUUCCCGGCCACAACGGCGCCCCUGGCCCAGCCCGAACGCGGCAGCCUGGGCAGCCUGGACCGGGCGGUGCGGCGCUCGCCCUCAGUGGACAGUGCCCGCAAGGAGCCACGCUGGCGGGACCCUGAGCUGCCUGAGGUGCUGGCCAUGCUGCGGCACCCUGUGGACCCCGUGAAGGCCAACGCAGCCGCCUAUCUGCAGCACCUAUGCUUUGAGAACGAGGGCAUCAAGCGUCGCGUGCGGCAGCUGCGGGGGCUGCCGCUGCUCGUGGCUCUGCUGGACCACCCGCGGGCAGAGGUGCGGCGCCGGGCCUGCGGGGCCCUGCGGAACCUCUCGUACGGCCGGGACUCCGACAACAAGGCCGCCAUCCGGGACUGUGGCGGCGUGCCCGCCCUAGUGCGCCUGCUGCGGGCUGCCCGGGACAGCGAGGUCCGCGAGCUUGUCACAGGCACGCUCUGGAACCUGUCAUCCUACGAGCCCCUGAAGAUGGUCAUCAUUGACCAUGGCCUGCAGACGCUGACCCACGAGGUCAUUGUGCCUCACUCGGGCUGGGAGCCAGAGCCCAACGAGGACUCCAAGCCGCGGGACGCCGAGUGGACAACUGUCUUCAAGAACACAUCGGGCUGCUUAAGGAAUGUGAGCUCAGAUGGCGCAGAGGCCCGGCGGCGACUCCGUGAGUGUGAGGGGCUGGUGGACGCGCUCCUGCAUGCCCUGCAGUCGGCCGUGGGCAGGAAGGACACGGACAACAAGUCGGUGGAGAACUGCGUGUGCAUCGUGCGGAACCUGAGCUACCACGUGCACAAGGAGGUGCCUGGCGCCGACAGGUACCAGGAGGCUGAGCCCGGGCCCCCGGGCAGUGCUAUGGGCUCCCAGCGCCGGAGGAGGGAUGACGCCGGCUGCUUCGGUGGCAAGAAGGCCAAAGGGUCCACCUCACCUCCCACUGCAUCUGUUCCAGGGAAGAAGGACGGUGAGAUGGACCAGAACUUUGACACUCUGGACCUGCCCAAGCGAACUGAGGCUGCCAGAGGCUUUGAGCUGCUGUACCAGCCCGAGGUGGUACGUCUCUACCUGUCCCUCCUGACGGAGAGCCGGAACUUCAACACCCUGGAGGCUGCGGCUGGUGCCUUGCAGAACCUCAGCGCCGGCAACUGGGUGUGGGCCACGUAUAUCCGCGCCACGGUGCGCAAGGAGCGCGGGUUGCCGGUGCUGGUGGAGCUGCUGCAGUCGGAGACGGACAAGGUGGUGCGCGCCGUCGCCAUUGCCCUGCGCAACCUCUCACUGGACCGGCGCAACAAGGACCUCAUCGGGAGCUACGCCAUGGCCGAGCUGGUACGAAACGUGCGCAGCGCGCAGGCACCCACACAUCCCGGGGCCCGCCUGGAGGAGGAUACCGUGGUGGCCGUGCUCAACACCAUCCAUGAGAUCGUGUCCGACAGCCUGGACAAUGCGCGCUCACUGCUGCAGGCCCGUGGCAUACCCGCGCUUGUGGCCCUGGGCGCCACCAGCCAAUCAGUGCGCGAGGCGAAGGCUGCGUCCCACGUGCUGCAGACAGUGUGGAGUUACAAGGAACUUCGUGGCGCCCUGCAGAGGGAUGGCUGGACCAAGGCGCGCUUCCAGUCGGCUGCUGCUAAUACCAAGGGGCCCAAGGCAGCACCGAGCCCCGGUGGCUUUGACGACAGCACACUGCCGCUGGUGGACAAGAGCCUGGACAAUGAGAAGCCAGGCAGCCGGGACAUGAUCCCCAUGGAGGCACUUGGGCCAGACGGAUACUCCACUGUUGACCGGAGGGAGCGGAGGGCGCGAGGCAGUGACCCUGCAGGGGAGGCCUCUGAGAAGGAACCAUUAAAACCCGACCCCAGCAGGAAGGCUCCUCCUCCUGGGCCCAGCAGGCCCACAGUCAGGCUGGUGGACGCCGUGGGGGAUGCUAAGCCUCAGCCUGUUGACUCCUGGGUCUAGCUUGCAUGCCUGGGCCUGGGCCCAGCUGGUCAUUCUUAGGAUUUGACCUCGGAAGAAGGGCCGUUGGGGCCCCGCUGUGGAGCUGGGAGCCCCCUGGCGGCAACUGGCGGCAACUGGCGGCAGGGCCACUCCUCCCGGAGCCUGACAUUCUGGACGCGCCUCCCUUCCUGCCUGGCUCCCUCCCUCCUAACUCUUCGGAGUUAGUUUACUGACAUGGUGCUGUGUGUGCGUGAGACAGGCUGGCAGGGCGCCCUGCUUUGCUUUGGGGCUGACAGGGCUGGCAGAGCCGGAGUGUAUGCACCACUGUGCGCGGGGCACCGAGGAGCAGGGCGGGCCCUGGAGCCCUGCAGCUGAGCGGGGAGGGGGCUCAGGGAACGGACUUUGACCCUGAGCCUGGAGGGUGGAGGGGCUGGCUGCUCUGGGGGCGGCACGCACAGCCUGACCCUGCCUGCCCUCGGAUGCGUGGAGCCCCAUGGCAGGGCCUCCCUGUGCACCUCUGACCCAGGGCCACAGUGCCCUGUCCUGUCGCCAAGCCCUGAGUAGCACCUUGGGGACUGACCUUUGCCAGCAGCAAGGGACUGCUGUUCAGUGCCUGCUGUUUGAGACUUUAAAACAGCAGAACACUGACAAAAAGCAUAAAAAACAGAACCAAAAUGAGACUGUAUUGGUAAACAUCUAAAUUUUUGUAAGAAAAGUUAAAAAUUAAAAAAAGCAACAAA